AUGCUCGACCUUACAAACGGCCUUAAAAUGGGACAAUUAAAGAGCGAUAAAGCCGCGAGAAGGGGGCAGGUUCGAGCUGCCAUCUGGCGGGAAUUAGAGUUGGGAUUGAUGGGAGCGACUUGUGGCGCAGAAGACUUUAAUAGGAAGCCAGGUGUGUACGGUGGAGAACAUCUGGAAAGAUCCUACAAAGGAGUUCAGGAGUUCUGUUGCAGCAUCAGGUCUUUUGAACAGUCUCAUAUGGUGCAUACAACAUGUGCAUAUAUAUACAACUAUAUGCACUUUGAGGCAGAAAUAAUAUAUAUGUAUAUACAGAUGUUGAAACGGAGUGACAAAGGCGUUGACGAAGACAAUAGAGACUCCCCGCCUCGGCCUGAUUACGGUGGCCCGAACCUAUGGACAGGUAGGGGAGAGAGGAAGGCAGCUGGUACACACAGCUGCUCUUUCAGCUCCUCCUUAACGUGUUACAUUGCCUACGAGGUCUCGAGGAAUUACAAUUCCACUAAUACUUACAUCCCAAAAAGAAGAUACCACAACUCCUUAAGAGACCAUCUGACUCCGACAGAUUGUGGAUAUAAUAGGCGACAUGUGGACGUUCGACAAAGACUCCCGAAGAACAAAGAACCUUCGUCUUUCUGGAGGAGGGCCAUUAUCCGAGCAAAUGGUUUCCAGCUAGGGAGGAAAUCUCGCGUGUCUUGGCGGCGGACAUCCGGAACAAGAAGUCACGGGCGGCAACACAUGUCAUGCCGAUGGGCGUAG
Molecule: messenger RNA, 756 nt
Organism: Nezara viridula (southern green stink bug)
Lineage: Eukaryota; Metazoa; Arthropoda; Insecta; Hemiptera; Pentatomidae
Source: the annotation of a GenBank genome assembly